Molecule: messenger RNA, 1385 nt
Organism: Daldinia caldariorum
Lineage: Eukaryota; Fungi; Ascomycota; Sordariomycetes; Xylariales; Hypoxylaceae
Product: ubiquitin-like protein
Exons: 1
Coding region: 182-1027 (281 amino acids)
Biological process (GO): protein modification process; mRNA splicing, via spliceosome
Cellular component (GO): cytoplasm; nucleus
Molecular function (GO): protein tag activity
Source: RefSeq, a predicted model, not a curated record
UUCUGAUUCUGUGUCAAACAUCACAUCAACUUCAACUUCAACUCCAACUUCAACUUCACUUCAACAGCUCUCAAUCCGUUAACAUCCAAUCCUCAACUGCUUCAUACCUUCCAAUUCACACGUUCCUAGUAGCUUCCUUUUUACCAAAACAAAGGCUACAAGGAAACAUUUGUCAACAUCAAUGGCAGAUAGGUCCGCAUCGCCUCGCGCGGCGCGAGGCGAUGAUUCUCCGCCUCCGCGCAAGCAGAACAAAAGCGACAAUCGAAGCCAAUCGCCACCUAGCCAUCGCGAUAGACGAGACAGAGACGACUAUCGAAGAAGCGACAACUAUCGAUCGCGCGAUGAUGAUGAUAGGGAUCGAGCAGCAAGACGUGAGCCUUGGCACAGCCGAAAAGAUGGGAAUAAGGAUGACUCCGACCGAUUAGGUCGAGACGCGGAAAGACGUCGUGACGACCGCGGGGAGAGAGACUCGGACCGAAGAGGUACAGAUAGGGAUGAGGGUAGAGACCGGGACCGAGACCGACCCAGGCCAAAAAAGAACUUUGGCGGCUUCAAGUUUAAGGAAAAGCGCCGCGACGAUUUGGAAGAUAGAGAUGAUGACCGACGUGGUAGCUCGUUUAGAGGUUACCGAAACCGUUCGCCAUCUCCGCGACGCCGAGAUCGAGAUCGCGAUCGCGAACGUGACUCCGGUGCGUCUUCGUCUAACAAGAAAUCCAAGUCGAAAUCUUCCGAAGGAGAUACCUCCAAGCCACCCGUUCGAGCACCCGCAGCUCCCUCCGGCGGCGGCGAAGAGAUGAUUAUCGUGCACGUAAACGACCGACUGGGCACUAAGGCAGCCAUCCCGUGUUUCGCUUCGGACCGCAUCAAGGAAUUCAAGAUCAUGGUCGCGGCGCGCAUCGGCCGAGAGCCCCACGAGAUCUUGCUGAAGAGGCAAGGACAGCGGCCUUUCAAAGACAUGCUUACUCUCGCCGACUACGAAAUUAGCAACGGGGUCCAACUAGAUCUAGAAGUUGACACUGGUGAUUAAUCGGAGAGAGGACAAGGGGAGUUGGACUUGUCAUUACGAAUUGUAUAGGUCGUAUGGUACAAGCACCGAUAUGCUUGCUUGUAUUAUGAAUCUGCUAUGUAUUAAACGGGAGCUUGAUACCCACCUGGCAAUAUAAAUGUCCAAGGUUAGUAUUAUACGGGCUUUAUUCUAAUGACUACCAUAUUCGAUAGUCUCAUAACCAGUUCGAAAAAUGAAGCAUGUCUCUCAACCCGCUUUCAUAAGUCCCUAGUCUCAGCCAGACUCACGAUGCUACAGAUAAUAAAUAGCACGAAUAUUACUUGUUAUAAUGAAUGGUAAAGGGAAGCAAAUACUGGCAUGAGGACCAUACUAAGACCCG